UAAUCAUAGAGUGGGCGAGGCUACACUGCGCUAUAUAAGGUGGAGCGCAGCACCCAUUGCGCACUCUGCAUAGCUGUUUUCUUUGUGAUCGUUAAGCUGCACUUGAAUAAGAUCUCAUCAUGUCUGACGAUGGAAAGCUUUUUGUUGGAGGUUUGAGCUUUGAUACCAAUGAGCAGAGUCUGGAAGAUGUAUUCUGUAAAUACGGGAACAUUGCUGAAGUGGUUGUGGUGAAGGAUCGGGAGACCAAGAGAUCGCGUGGCUUUGGUUUUGUCACAUUCGAAAAUGCUGAUGAUGCGAAAGAUGCCAUGCAAGCGAUGAAUGGGAAGUCUGUGGAUGGUCGUCAGAUUCGGGUUGAUCAGGCUGGAAAGUCCUCUGGUGACAGGAGAGGAGGCUACAGAGGUGGCUCAUCUGGAGGAGGAAGAGGGUUCUUCCGUGGAAGUAGAGGCCGUGGUGGUGGUGGAGGAUAUGGAAGCAGCGGUGGCCGGUUUGAUCGAAGUGGAGGAAGCAGCAGCUAUGGCGGUGGAUCCCGGGAUUAUUAUGGUAGCAGUGGGAGAAGUCAAGGAGGUUAUGGUGAUCGCUCAGGAGGAAGCUCCUACAGAGACAGUUAUGACAGCUACACCUCGCACGAUUAAAAUACCUUCCUGACUCAAGAUCGUCCUUCCAAUGGCUGUAUUUAUAAAGAUUUUUGGAGCUUCGCUGAAUCAAUAAUGUGUAGUAUGUCAACUUGUGUUCACUUUUUUUAUAUAAAUUUGGUUAAUCUCGACAGCCUCACUGGUAGAAUGUGUGAACAGCUGUUCAGAGGGUGUUAUCCUUCGGGUACGUUUUACUUUUUGUUUCCUACUGCUGUUCUGAGGCUGAAGAUACAGGAAGCUCUUAUUUGUGAAUGAGCAGAUUUAUGUUGCAGGAAAUGGCUUUGCUCAGCAAAUGGAGUGAUGCAUUUGCAUCCCUGUAAAUGGGUAUGUCUCCUACUACAGCGUGGUCUUGCUAGAUCUCUAGCUGUUAUGUAAAUAGUCAUGGGAUUGAAACUAAGCUUAAUUUGAGCUCUUGUUUUGAAAAUACUAUUUCAAUGUGACAAGAGUGCAGAGCCUAGGUGCGCUGCAAAAGAUGGCUGUACCACCUUGAUAUAACUAAAGUGAACAAAUGGAUCUGUCACAAGAUGUUCUUAAAAUGUUUGUUUGUAUUGUCUUUUUUAUAAAAAUAGUUCAUUUGAAUACUGUACUGAAGUGGUUACAGAAUUGUAUUUACUUUCUUUUUGGCUUCACGAAGCCUAUUAAAAGACAGUCUGAAAGAAA
Rana temporaria (common frog) is the source of this 1292-nucleotide messenger RNA. RefSeq names its product cold-inducible RNA-binding protein B-like. The record is from RefSeq and is a predicted model, not a curated record. Gene Ontology annotation, molecular function: RNA binding. The transcript is spliced from 7 exons. Gene Ontology annotation, cellular component: spliceosomal complex. The coding region runs from base 120 to 632 and encodes 170 amino acids. Gene Ontology annotation, biological process: positive regulation of mRNA splicing, via spliceosome. NCBI's taxonomy places the organism in Eukaryota, Metazoa, Chordata, Amphibia, Anura, Ranidae.